GUCAACUGGCAUGCGCACGCCGUCAUUCUAAUAACUGGUUAAUUUUCCGCUUCCCAAUACCUACACAAUCUUACAGAGUGCAAAACCUUUUUAACCGCAUGCCGACGAGCGAAAAAUCAUCACGUACAAAAACAAUAACACAUACUAUUUUGGGCGUGUUGAAAAUUUCUGUGUUUUGUCGAAGGAAAUCGAUGGAUUUUCUGCUCACGCGCAAUUAUUGCAAUAACAAACAUUUUAUAAAUAAUAUUCAGUUUGGAACACAGACAGUCUGGUUUGGAAGUUUAUAUGACUGAGUAACUGCACCGGUUAGUUGUGCUUCAAAAAGUGCUUUUUGAUCUUCCCUAACAUUAAAAGUGUUAAUCAUUAAUAUGGCAGGGCAUUCUUUCCUAGGAACCUGGGAGGUUUCAAACUGCGGUUUCUACGCUAAAGAACGUAGCAUUGACAGGAUUUUAUUCCAAUUUAACCUCGAUGAAAAUGGAGGUGUUACGUGGUAUUAUCCGGACGAACUCAGCAAUGUAACUCUUUUUAAUUGUGACACAUACGAAAUAUACACUACAGCUAAUAUGGAGGUAUAUAUUAGAUUUGCCCUAGUGGCUGGUCAAGUUUUGGAAUUUAGAUCUGAUCAGUUGGAGCCAAAAGAGAAAGUUGUCCUUACUUGUAAGGGCUUAUGCAUCUUAAAAUGUAGGAAGAUUCCAGAGGGUGAAUACAGGCCUACAAAUAAGUUCACUUUCUUAACGGCCCUAGAGGAGGGUUUCUUCUCUGAUUUAAAGAUUGUGGCAAGUAAUAAAAAAGAGUUCCAUGCCCAUUCGACCAUACUCCGCUUGCAUUGUAAGGAUAUUAACUGGCUAUCAGACCCUCCACCUUUCGACAAUCUUCCUGAGGACGUGUUGAGAAUAAUUCUGCAUUUCAUAUACAGCGAAGCGCUACCGGAAAACAUAACAGAAGAUUUGGCAGCCCAAGUAAUCACACAGGUCGCCACUUACGACUCUCUAGCAAGGCUUAACGAAAUGUGUCAGAUUUAUUUGGAUAAUAUGCAGUUUAAAGACAAGAUAUUACAGUUGAUUACUGAUAUGCAUACUUCUUUGAAUCAAAUUAUAGAUUACUUUAAACCUAAAAGUUCAUCAGAAACUAUAGCAAAUAACCCCUCGCAGUUUUGUUAUGCUAUAAAACAAUCAAUCAGGGAUGUAGCUGUUGUUGGUAUAAACCUUCUACUAAUAUGCGAUUUAUUCCAAAAAACUAAAGGAAAGCUACCAAAAAGCGAGCGCGUAGAUAUUAUUAAGUACGCUAAAGCCAGGCUUCCUCAUUUUUUCGUACAGCUAACUAAAUUGGUUGAUGUUUUAAAAACGACAUUUUUAUCAAUGACACCUGCACAACAAGCUGAUAUAGCCAUAUAUUUAGCACCACAAAUAGGUUUAAUUUUGGAUAAGUUAUCCGAACUAAUAAGUCAGCUAGAGUUGGCUUUACAACAAGUUAUUAUAAACCAUAUUAAACUAUCAUUAGUAAGGGGUAGAAGGUGUAGAAAUAUAUUAGAUAUUGAUGAAAUAAGCAAGUUAAGGACAUUUCAAGAACAUGUCUACUGCAGCUCUGUGUUACUAGAUAGAAAAAGAAAUAGUUUCUUUGACAUGUCAGCAGAAGAAAAACUAGGAUCCAUUGGUAGAGAUUUGGAAUUACUUAUAGAUGAACUACCAAUAUGUUUAAUGCGUUUAGAUGAAGAUAAAGCUGCUUUCGACGAGAAAUUAAAUUGGAAAGAAUUUUAUUUUUGUUUCGUUGUUGGAACUAGUAAAAUCACAUCCAUUCUCCAAAAGAUUGUGACUCAAUCUGAUUCAUUCCAAAUGGUUCUACAUCAGUUCUGCGAUGUUGUAAAACGUGAUGCUUUUAACCAGGCCUUAAAAGAUAUGCAGCUGUUUGAUGAUAAUUUUGAUUUGACCAAAAGUAUGCAGUUAUCUUAUAGAGAGUUGCAAAUGUUGCGCGAAGAAUACGAAGAUAUUUCGGAGAUGUUGAAGGGGAUGAGGCUUUUGGAUGGGAGAUAUUUAUGCUCUCAGAAGUUUGCUGAUUAUGACUUUACGGAUCCUAUAAGAAACCAAAAACUAUAUGGCCAUGAAGUGCUAGAGUUUGAUUACAAACAAAAUCUGUACACAGCACCUCCAUCCAAGGAUGGAAAUCUAACAAAACUAACAGAAAAAAGUCUUGAUGGAGCAAAUUCAGAUAUGGAAUUCGUUUUAACUUAUAAUGACGAUGAAAUUAUUUUUAAAGCCCAUAGAGUAAUUGUUGCAUCCAGAUGUGAUUGGUUUCGGCGUGCUCUAACAUCUGGAAUGAAGGAGGAUAUAGACAAGAGAAUUUUUGUACAUGAUUCAAACCCGACGAUUUUUAAGAUGUUUCUAAAGUAUUUGUAUAUGGAUAAAAUCAAUUUCAGUAGUUUAAAUAGCGAUCAAAGAAUCGACGUCUUGGUACUUGCUGAUAGAUACGAAGUCGAUUCCUUAAAACAAACUACUGAAUAUAUAUUACAAAGCAGUAUUGAAUUGGAUGUUGUUUUGUCGAUGACGCGCCUGGCUGAUCAGUUUAAUGCUAAGAUUUUAAAGAGUGCAUGCUUCUAUAAAAUUCUGCAACAUCCAAGUUUGGUUGAGGUGGAUGAAUUUUUGGAACUUCCAUUGUCGUUGCAAGUGGAAGUAUUUGAUUGUAUUUUAAAUCCAUGUGGCAAACCAAAAUACAUUGAAAUAGCAGAUGAUGAUGAUGCUACCCCAGAGCCGCAUUUGCAUUGCGAGAAAACGAAACUGGAACUAUGUUUAAAACAAAUACGUGACAUUGUAGGGGAUGUUACACCAAGAGAGGGAUUGGUUCGAAUUAUCUUGGCCGCUGAUUACGACCUUUGUCGGGCAGUUAAUUAUUUUUAUGCACGAAAUUAGAUUAACAUAUGUUACUAAAGUCUGUUUUAAUGAGGGUGGUUCAGAGAAAAUUGAGAUACAGUGAUACGAAAAGACUAAAAAGGACUAAAAUUUAAUUAAUUAAUAAAGUUAAUACAAUUCGUUAAUUUAACUCCUAAAUAUUAAUAUAAUAUUUUUACCUAAUAUUUUCUUUUAAAAUAAGGUAUUAUUGAUGUGAUAAUUCAUACGUGUUUAGGAAGAAAGGAUUUUAUUCCUUUUUAUUGUGAUUAUUAUGUAAUUAAUAUUAAUGUUAUAACUUGUAUUUUUU
This is a messenger RNA of Brassicogethes aeneus, 3189 nucleotides long. The record is from the annotation of a GenBank genome assembly. Lineage: Eukaryota; Metazoa; Arthropoda; Insecta; Coleoptera; Nitidulidae.